Molecule: messenger RNA, 2030 nt
Organism: Ziziphus jujuba (common jujube)
Lineage: Eukaryota; Viridiplantae; Streptophyta; Magnoliopsida; Rosales; Rhamnaceae
Product: cytochrome P450 77A1
Exons: 1
Coding region: 240-1763 (507 amino acids)
Cellular component (GO): membrane
Molecular function (GO): heme binding; iron ion binding; oxidoreductase activity, acting on paired donors, with incorporation or reduction of molecular oxygen, NAD(P)H as one donor, and incorporation of one atom of oxygen
Source: RefSeq, a predicted model, not a curated record
AGUUCUUCAUACUCAAUUACACGGGCCAAAAAAAAAAAAAAAAAAGAAGCAAAAUGCCCAACUUUUCAUCUUAGUCCGUACUUUAGUGUAAUUAUUUUCUGAACGAUAUAUUGAAUUGGAUCAGUUUUGGUAGAUAAAACUCAUUCACUCACCCCCACUAUCAUAUUGCUCUUUAUUUUCGCUCUCUCUCUCUGUGCUUCACUCAACUAGCUUUUCUGAAAGUUUUCUCCUGAAUAAUAAUGGAGUUACUAGAUGUUCUUAUCCUCUUUGCCGCAAUAGUAUUCGUCCGCUUAUGGUGGCGUUACUGGUCGGUCACCGGCGGUGGACGUAAGAACCUCCCGCCUGGACCACCGGGUUGGCCGCUCGUUGGAAACCUCAUCCAAGUUAUCCUCCAACGCCGUCCUUUCAUAUUUAUAGUCCGUGAUUUACGUAAAAAAUACGGCCCAAUCUUCACCAUGCAAAUGGGUCAGCGCACGCUGGUCAUCGUCACCAGUUCCGAACUCAUCCACGAAGCCCUAGUCCAGAGAGGACCAACUUUCGCCAGCCGACCAGCUGACUCCCCCAUCCGGCUCCUAUUCAGCGUCGGGAAAUGCGCCAUAAACUCGGCGGAAUACGGGCCUCUCUGGCGGACUCUGAGGCGGAACUUCGUCACGGAGCUCAUAAACCCGGCGAGGAUAAAGCAAUGCAGUUGGAUAAGAAGUUGGGCGCUGGAGCACCACAUGAAGAGGCUUCGCAGGGAAGCUUCGGAGAACGGCUUCGUGGAGGUCAUGAGCAACUGUAGGCUUACUAUCUGUAGCGUCCUGAUAUGCCUAUGCUUCGGAGCGAAAAUCUCAGAGGAUCGGAUUAAGAAAAUCGAGAACGUACUAAAAGACGUCAUGCUGAUGACAACGCCGAAGCUCCCCGAUUUCUUGCCGGUGCUAACUCCGCUGUUUCGCCGGCAAGUUCGGGAAGCGAAAGAGCUGAGGAAGAAGCAGAUGGAAUGCCUGACUCCGCUUUUGAGAAAGAGAAGGUCGUUUGUGGAAAACGGUGGAAAAGUUGACGAGGAGAUGGUUAGUCCUGCUGGUGCUGCUUAUAUCGACUCGCUUUUCGACCUCCAAGCUCCCGGUCGUGGCCGGUUGGGGGAGGAUGAGCUCAUAACAUUGUGUUCCGAAGCUAUCAACGCCGGAACCGAUACGAGUGCCACGACCGUCGAGUGGGCCCUGCUUCACUUGGUCACCAACCAAGAGAUUCAAGACAAGUUGUAUGAAGAGAUCGUCCAGUGCGUCGGAAAAGACGGAGUUGUGACGGAAAACGACGUCGAAAAAAUGCGGUAUCUCGGCGCCGUGGUCAAGGAGACUUUCCGACGGCAUCCGCCGAGCCAUUUCGUGCUGUCUCAUGCUGCCGUGAAGGAGACGGAGCUCGGUGGGUAUACGAUUCCGGCGGAUGCAAGCGUGGAGUUUUACACUGCGUGGGUGACUGAGGAUCCGAAUCUGUGGAAGGAUCCGGGUGAGUUCCGACCCGAGAGGUUCCUGGAUGGAGAUGGAGUGGAUGUGGAUGUGACGGGGACGAGGGGAGUGAAGAUGGUGCCGUUCGGAGCCGGACGGCGGAUCUGUCCGGCGAUGACUUUGGGAACUCUGCACGUGAACUUGCUGCUUGCUAGGAUGGUCCAAGCUUUUAAAUGGUUACCCGUUCCGAAUAGCCCCCCCGACCCGACUGAGACCUUCGCUUUUACUGUAGUGAUGAAGGACCCUCUUAAGGCUGUGAUUUUGCCGAGAAGAAAUUAAAUUAUUCUUAUUCCCCGGUUAAAGGCAUUUUGAUAUAUGCUCGUAGCCCAUACUGUUACUGUUGAUGUUCAUUGAUAUCACUUUUACUGUUUUUCCUUUUUUUUUUUUUUUUUUUUAAUUGGUCUCGGUGUUCCUGGUAUUGCUUGCUGAGUAGCCAUUAUUAUUAUUAUUUUGUUUGUGGAGGGAUCAUAUAAUAUAUAUUAUAUUAUGUAGUAGAAGCAAUGAAUUUGUAUUGGAAUAGAAUACAGAAUUUAUGAAUCAAAUGCA